UGGUCAGCCAUUCCACAUGGUCAGGUGAUUUGCUAUACCUUUAAAAAUGGCGACAUCUAACAACUUUGUAAAAGCUGAAUUUUGUCAUCAGUCUGAAAAGUCGAAGUUUCUCUCCUCAAGCGAUGGCGUAUCAAACGUCCAACGGAAACCACAGCGGCCUGUAUAUGGUGGGCUACUAGGCUACAACCAGAUCAACCAGACCAAAUCAGACUACGGCAUCAACCGAUGGGAAUUAGCCUACAAAUCCAACGUCUUACACCUUACUUUGCUUAGUGGAGCAGCAUCUGCUGAAGUACACUAUUUUGUCUAUGUGCAGUAUUAUUAUAGAGAAAACAAAAAGGAAACCGUUUUCUCUUCUGGAUCGGCUACAAUACAAAGAGGUGUCUCUACUGGCCUUAACAUGUGUUACUACGAGUCUACAAAGCCUUUAAAAAUGAGUUAUCAUUCCCCAGAGGCUAAAACUUUCAUUGAGUUCUGCAUUUUACGCCUAAAUCCUGUGGUUGAAAUUCCUGAAAGGUCCACUCUUUCUGCUGCGCUAUCUUCUACACUAGACAACGACAAAGACCUGAAUGAUGUAAUGCUGUACUUUGGCAAGGAGAAGGAGCUAGUACAGGCAAGCAAGUUCCUGCUUACAGCUCGAUCACCCGUUUUCAAGAUAAUGUUUGAAGCAGACAUGAAAGAAGCAGCAGCCAAUGAAGUAACAAUUGAUGACAUCACUCCUGCUGUUGGGAAGGAAAUGAUUGCGUAUAUCUAUACGGACAAGGCACCAAAAAUUAGAAGCAUGGCCGAGAAACUGUGGUUUGCAGCUGAAAAGUAUCAACUACCAGGUUUGAAAGCACUUUGCGAGAAUGAAAUCGUUAAACAACUCGAUGUUGACAAUGCAGCACACUUUUUCCUUUUUGCUGGCAGUUACUGUGGAGAUGGAAAGUUCAAGGAGUAUGUGCUGUCCUUCAUCACUAAAGACAAAGACACCUGCUCGAAAGUGAUGAGAUCUGACGAGUGGACGGAAGUGAAGAAAUUUCCCGAACUAGCAUUUGCUGUGAGCGACAAAUUUUUUGACGUUACUGCUGAACCAGCAGCAAAAAGGCUAAAACUAAUUUAAACUGGCCAUAAUUACAGUGCCUUUAGUCUAUAGAGUAAAUAAACGCAAUUUGGUACGUGUUGCAAUUUGGUACGUGUUAGUACAUAAAUGUAAAUAUUUUGAGAUUGGAACAUUUCUAAGAAAAUAUGAUGAUACCAUUGUGUUGGUGAACAAAUUAUCUAAAACAUAUCCAGAAAAAUA
This is a messenger RNA of Halichondria panicea, 1282 nucleotides long. RefSeq names its product TD and POZ domain-containing protein 2-like. Gene Ontology annotation, molecular function: ubiquitin protein ligase binding. NCBI's taxonomy places the organism in Eukaryota, Metazoa, Porifera, Demospongiae, Suberitida, Halichondriidae. Bases 47 to 1102 code for a protein of 351 amino acids. Gene Ontology annotation, biological process: proteasome-mediated ubiquitin-dependent protein catabolic process; regulation of proteolysis. The transcript has a single exon. The record is from RefSeq and is a predicted model, not a curated record. Gene Ontology annotation, cellular component: nucleus; cytoplasm.